GGCCACAGACAGAGUCACGCAAACAAUCGAAGAAUCCUGCACAUUCCUUACUAGAAUAUGAAUAACAUUUAAAUGUCUUUCCGUGGCAGGAGGUAAAACGAGGCAUGCCGUUUAAGAGAUCUUUAAUCGCGCUUUGCGUCGACUGUGCAUUUUAAAGUAAAACAAUGCAAUUAUUCGAUUCGCCUCUUCCUCUGUGAAAAAAAUCUGGGACUAUUGUUACAUCGCACGGAUACUUUUUUGCUCAAGUUAAGAUGGAUUCGCCCAAGGAAUUACCUCCUUCUUCAAUGAUUUGAAUGCAAACGAACGAUCUCUUAUUGGUAUGAGAUGUUGUUAGCCUCGGCCGUGGUCGUCUGGGAAUGGCUGAACGAGCACGGGCGCUGGCGACCCUACAGCCCGGCGGUGUCCCAUCAUAUCGAGGCGGUGAUCCGCAGCGACCCUCGCGGCGCCGGGAGCGUGGUGCUGGGCCAGGUCGACUCGCGUCUAUCGCCGUACAUCAUUGACCUGCAGUCUAUGCACCAGUUUCGGCAAGAUACCGGUACACUAAGACCCGUGCGGCGAAGUUUCUACGACCCGCGGUCGGCCCCGGGGCAGGGUUGGGUGUGGGAAUGGGAGAAUGACUCGGGCUCAUGGACGCCGUACGACACCGAGGUCAGCAUCGCCAUCCAGGCGGCUCGGGACCGGCAGCAGCCCUGGCUGGACUUAACGCCGUUGGGCUUCUGCUACCUUAUAGACCUGCAGAGUAUGACGCAGAUCAACGGACAGACGCAACGGCGCCGGCGCAUCCAGAGGCGCUCGGACCUGGCCUACCCGCUCGUCUCCGGCCCGCUGCCUAAGCCGCACGCGUGGUCGUCCGCUGGAAGUGGUGGACUCUUGGGAGUGGGCGUUUCAGGGGUUAGUGGAGGGAAUGGCAGUGCCUAUCCCAGUGGAGCUCUCCCGGCUUCUGCAAUCACUUCACUUGGUCAGCCAUGUUCCUGCCAGCAGUGUAUGCUAGUCUUGGGCGUCAAGACCCCUAGCAUGGCACAAACUCUCGGGCGGAAACCCCCGCCGGUACCCAAGCCGCCAAGCCCAAAGGCGCCAGCAAGGGGACACUCUUACUCUCUAACCCUGCCUCACCCUCCUUCCCUUUCCAGAGUCCUCUCGCCACAUAGGAACUCCACCUCGGGUGCUAGCGGAGGCUUCGGACACUCCCUCUCUCUGCUGGGUUCAGCCACUGCUGCCCUGUCGAUAUCCUCUAACCGUCCUCCUCCACCUGCUGUACCGCCACCGCCGCCUCCUUCUGCAAUACCCUACACGACCUCUGCGUCCAACCCUACAGCACCUACACCCUCCAACGCCCUUAUAUCUACAGUGACCACUUGCGCUCCCACGCCCUCUGCUCGUGUUCUGGGUCCUGUGUCUACGGCAUCGGCAGCUUGUGCCGCCCCGGUGCCGCCGCGCAGUAGUCUGGCAGGCCUUAGCCGCCCCGCCCUGCAGAGAAUCGCCAUGGCACAGUCACGGGCACUUAUUGCAUCAGGAGUCCCCACCGUCCCAGUGAAGAACUUGAAUGGAUCCAGUCCUGUCCAUCCAGCUUUGGCAGGUAUCACUGGGAUCCUAAUGAGCGCCGCUGGACUCCCAGUCUGCUUGACCCGCCCACCCAAACUUGUGCUCCACCCCCCACCUGUCAGCAAGAGCGACAUCAAACCUGUGCCAGGCCUCGGACACUGCUGCCGGAAAACCUCAAAGAAGCAGGCCCGCAAAGGUAGAACUUCAGAAGAAGUUGUUAGAAGAUAUCUCCAGAAAGUCCGCAACCCACCUGAGGAGGACUGCACUAUCUGUAUGGAGUCUCUCUGUGGUCCAUCUGGCUAUAAAGGGCCAGGUGUCGGUGGCAUAUCUCGGGCAGAGUCUGUUGGUCGUCUGUCUCAGUGUGGACAUCAGUACCACCUGCAGUGCCUGGUGGCCAUGUACAACAACGGCAACAAAGACGGCAGCCUUCAGUGUCCCACCUGCAAAACCAUCUACGGUGUUAAAACCGGCAACCAGCCACCGGGCAAGAUGGAAUACCACGUCAUUCCUCACUCCCUUCCUGGACACCCUGACUGCAAAACCAUCCGGAUUAUCUACAACAUACCCCCUGGCAUUCAGGGCCCAGAGCAUCCCAACCCUGGGAAACCCUUCACAGCUCGUGGAUUUCCAAGACACUGCUACCUCCCUGACAGUGAGAAAGGCCGCCUGGUGCUGAAGCUGCUGCUGGUUGCUUGGGACCGUCGGCUCAUCUUUUCGGUGGGCACAUCCAGCACUACAGGAGAGACGGAUACGGUCAUUUGGAACGAGGUGCAUCACAAAACCGAGUUCGGCUCCAACCUGACCGGCCACGGUUACCCAGACUCCGGCCACCUUGACAACGUCCUGGAGGAGCUGAGGGCGCAAGGCAUCACUGAGGAAGAGUGUCUGAGGGACUGAACAUUCAAGUCGGACGACAAAGACUGGAUGUUUUUUGUGUUAGUGUUGCCAAAUCUGAAUUCAAUUCCCAGCUCUUGUUUCUCAGAAUGCCUGAGACACUUUCGAAAUCAAAAAACGAAAAACAAAACGAAGUUUAAGAACUCUGAAAGGUUUAUAAGUCAUCAUCGCUCAACGUUUUUUUUUUUUUUUUUAGUGACAAUAAUAGCCCUUCUACUGCUAAAGAAACUGUACGAGCCUGUCAGAAGUGGGACGGCCAGCUGCAAGAACUGUAGUUAACAAACAACAUUGCACUGUGCCGUUAUCUUUUCGAAAACUCGAAGGACCCGUUAACGUCCUCCCCACAAAAACUCGAUUUGUACAGUGCGAUUUUGUCGCUAGUGGGUUGCAGACGUAGAUGCCGGUGUCUUCUCCACCAUAUAAUGUAUUAGUUCUGUGAAGGAUACGCAAAACAAAGGUACUUCUGUGCAUGUAGUUGUAUCAUUUGGCACAGAGGCGAUUACAUCCUUGGUGCAACCGAGGCCGCCGCUCGUUGCCAACUUUGAAGCUCCAGUUGCAGUUUUAGAUGCCGGAACGUGAAUGUUUACUGCCCCAUAGUGGCACUUGUUAGCAUAUACAUUCCAGUAAUUACCAUGGUAUUUAUUUGACUACAUAGUUUGAGAUGUUUGCAGUAUUUACAUUAACCACUUAUAUUUGUACUUAUUUUAUUGUAUCUCUUACAUUAUUUUAUAUUGUCGAAACGAGAAACCUGUUUUGUCAUUCGUUUUGGGAUGGGAACCAAUCUCUUUCCAGGGACAGAGAGAGAGAGAGACAUUCAACUGAAACUGCAUCGUUAAAUCAGUAUUAAAGAAACGUUGAAACUGGCGGCCAAUGGAUGGACGACGCACAAAUUUAGUGAAAAUAUUAACUUGUUUCUUUGUGAUUGAAGUUACUGUCGGAGAGUUCCAAACAGGGACUGUGUGAAACUGAGCCAAGCUCAAUUAUGGUGUUUUAUUGUGACAUCAUCGGUUUAGGAACCAAUAAGAUUUAGAUUCUCCAAAGCUGAAGGUGUUAGCCUUUUAAAUGGCUACUAAGAGCAACUAACCUACCAUGUUAAUUCUGUUGAAGUUCAAUCCUGUGGACAAACUGUCUCCGGUUGCCUUUCUGGUCGGUACUCUGUAGGUCUAUGGUGGACCUGUUUACAAAGCUGUUGACGAAACGUCUGCAUGUAUGUACAUGCAAAUGUGUAAGCUUACAUUUAUAGUUGAUGUGCUGUAUGUAUGUGUUUUAUGUACACAAUUAUUUUUCCCCCUGCAUCCAAAAGCAUGUUGUGGAAGUAAAUGAGUAAUUAUUUUUCUUGUAUCAUUUUUUUUUUUUUUAUAUAAUAUACUUUAACUUUUUUCUUAUAAGCUAAUAGUUUUUUUCCACUGUGAAGUUUUUAAUUUCUUUUAUUGCACUUGUAUGAUUUGAUUUAUUGUCCAGCCAAGUUCCUCAUGAUAGUUGCUAUGGAGACAGUGAAAAUGGCAUCGCUGCCAGGACAGAAAACUGUGAAGACAGAGAAUGGAGCUAGGAGAACUAAUGUUGCUGUAUAAUAUAAAAUGUACAAAACAACUCUUGCAUAUUAAAUAGCUGCUGGAAUACUGAAUAAAUAUUAAAGGUACUCAAGAAAAGCAAA
Messenger RNA from Pimephales promelas (fathead minnow), 4090 nucleotides. It is a transcript of the gene dtx4a, whose product is annotated as deltex 4, E3 ubiquitin ligase a. Gene Ontology annotation, biological process: Notch signaling pathway; protein ubiquitination. The record is from RefSeq and is a predicted model, not a curated record. Gene Ontology annotation, molecular function: zinc ion binding. NCBI's taxonomy places the organism in Eukaryota, Metazoa, Chordata, Actinopteri, Cypriniformes, Leuciscidae.